Molecule: messenger RNA, 1332 nt
Organism: Helianthus annuus (common sunflower)
Lineage: Eukaryota; Viridiplantae; Streptophyta; Magnoliopsida; Asterales; Asteraceae
Product: ALA-interacting subunit 5
Exons: 8
Coding region: 133-1164 (343 amino acids)
Cellular component (GO): Golgi apparatus; plasma membrane; endoplasmic reticulum
Source: RefSeq, a predicted model, not a curated record
ACAACAAAUACAAACCCAUGACACGUGCCACAAUCUUGUAACUCUUCCCCUCCCACACUUCCUUUCCCUUUAAGUUACUACUACUCACUUUUGCAACCGAUUCUCUUUCUCCCCCAAAUUACAAACGCAGACAUGAAUCCGGUCACCAACGGAGCCCUAAAAUCCAAAAAAACCUCCAAAAAACCCGAAUAUUCUAGGUUUACACAGCAAGAACUUCCGGCUUGGAAACCGAUUUUAACUCCAGGAUGGGUCAUCACAUCAUUUCUAGCCAUUGCCUUCCUUUUCAUCCCUAUUGGACUCGUCUCUCUGUUUGCAUCAGAGCGUGUGGUGGAAAUUGUUUAUCGUUAUGAUCAAGAUUGUGUCCCUGAAAUGUAUCGUGGCAACGUGUCUGCAUAUAUCCGAAACUCCCUCACUAACAAAACCUGCAUCGGGAAUAUAACCGUACCUAAAAAAAUGGAUCCCCCCAUCUUUGUUUAUUAUCAGCUUGACAACUUCUAUCAGAAUCAUCGCAGAUACGUCAAAAGUAGAAGUGACAAGCAACUGCGGAGUGCUGCAUAUGAGUCCUCAACUAAGGAAUGCGAACCCGAAGCCCGAUUCAACAAGUCUGGGGAUCCGGUCCCGAUUGUUCCUUGUGGACUGAUUGCAUGGAGUUUGUUUAAUGAUACAUACAAUCUAAUAAAGAAAGACAAAGUCUUAAACAUCAAUAAGAAAGGCAUAGCUUGGAAAAGUGACACGAAAGUCAAAUUCGGGUCAAAUGUAUAUCCAAAAAAUUUUCAAUCUAAUGAUUUAAUCGGGGGCGGAAAGCUCAAUGAAAGCAUACCACUGAGCAAACAAGAAGAUCUUAUUGUUUGGAUGAGAACCGCUGCAUUACCUACUUUUAGAAAGCUUUACGGGAAAAUAAACACGAGUCUUGAGGCCCAUGAUACGAUAACAGUUGUUUUGGAGAAUAAUUAUAAUACUUAUAGUUUUGGUGGCCAAAAGAAGCUUGUUUUGUCCACCACAAGUUGGAUUGGUGGGAAAAAUGAUUUUCUCGGGAUAGCGUAUCUUACGGUUGGUGGGAUCUGCUUGUUUAUGGCACUAAACUUCAUCCUUCUAUAUGUUUUCAAACCUAGGCCUCUUGGGGAUCCAUCCUACUUGUCAUGGAACAGAAAGGCAGUGAAUUAGGUGGUUCUUCAACCAGGUGAAGUUUAAUGUAUAGCUAUUAACCUGAAGUGAAGUUGUGUUCAUAGUUAUGUCUUUAUUUGCAUUCAAUCAGAGACAUGGUAAUUGGUCUUUGAAUACUGAUUUUGAUAAUCUAAUAAAAUUACUAAUGUGAUGUGCUUAUUUGUGGCA